Molecule: messenger RNA, 5760 nt
Organism: Ylistrum balloti
Lineage: Eukaryota; Metazoa; Mollusca; Bivalvia; Pectinida; Pectinidae
Product: RNA-binding protein MEX3B-like
Exons: 2
Coding region: 107-1780 (557 amino acids)
Molecular function (GO): RNA binding
Source: RefSeq, a predicted model, not a curated record
GAGCAGCGAAGUGCUGCCCUAACAAAGGGAACUUAUGUGAACCAAGGAGUUUAUAUGAAAUCUUUAUUUUUGUACAUUCUAGUGUUCGAACCCCAAAUUGUCAACGAUGCCAGCUAGCCUGUACAAUGAGAUGAAUCCAAGUGCGAGCUACGAGGAACAGCGCGCACUGCAGUUAGCCUUCGAACUCUCGAUGAUGGGGUUGAACGGUACCGAGGAGGAAAAUGGUUCUGUCGGGAACAGUUCGUCUUCGUCAUCCGGGAUGGAUUUGGAUGCUGCGAGAAAAAGAGGUAGUGCUAACAUGACGGAGUGUGUACCCGUACCCAGCUCGGAACACGUGGCCGAAAUCGUCGGACGUCAGGGAUGCAAAAUAAAGGCACUGAGAGCAAAGACCAACACGUACAUCAAAACCCCAGUUCGAGGUGAGGAGCCAGUUUUCGUAGUCACUGGUAGAAAGGAGGAUGUUAAUGCCGCUAAGAGGGAAAUUCUGUCUGCAGCUGAACACUUCAGCCAAAUUCGUGCUUCUCGUCGUAAUAGCAGUGUAUCUUCAGUUUCCUCUACAACCACACCUACAAAUGGCACAACUCUAACCACAGGUCCCCCAAGCCCCAAUGCUCCAGGACAGGUUACCAUUCAGGUGCGUGUUCCUUACAGAGUUGUGGGUCUCGUUGUUGGUCCAAAGGGAGCCACCAUUAAACGAAUUCAACAGCAAACACACACGUACAUCGUCACUCCCAGCCGUGACAAGGAGCCUGUAUUUGAGGUCACUGGACUUACCGAGAAUGUUGAAAAAGCCAGACAGGAAAUCGAAAGUCACAUUGCUCUUCGAACAGGAGGACUUAUGGAUUCUCAGAAUGAGGAUGAUUUUCGCAGCAAUGGUGUCGAUUCAGGCUUCCAUGAGUUGAAUGGAAGUGGUGAGUUUAAUGGAUAUAACAAAUCGCCAAAUGGAGUGAAUGGGACAUGUGCUUUCAACAACAUACAUAAUGCUCUGAACAACAGUUGUCCUCCACCUCCACAAGAUACCAAUAUUUUCAGUUUCCCGCCGGUGAAUACUUCCACAAAAAUCUCAGAAUUUGCUUCCAAUGGAUUUGGCAAUGGUUUCAAUGGCUUUAAUAUGUAUGACAACGACGAAGGGAUUGGUGGUUCUCCAUCAUUUGAUCCCAUCCUACCUCCUUCCUACAUGUGGGGGGAGUAUAAUGACAAUCGCAAUUCAACUCUAGUCUCCUUGUUCACUUCAACAUCCACCAGCAUGCCACGGCGUAGCAGCAGUCUCAACAGCGGUCAUCGACUCUCCCCCACCCUCACUGACUCGCCCUCGCCUCCACAUAGUGGCAUCGGGUCUGGGUCAGACAGGUCGUCUCCAUCGCCACCUAGUGACCAUGCCCUCGUGCGGAGGAUCAGAAGUGACCCCCUUGCCAGUGUGACAACGACUAUGUUUGGAGCCACCCCCAGCACAACGUUCACGUCUACCUCGAGUGAGGAUGCAUCGGUCAUUUCCUGCACUAGCGCUCUGGCCGUGCCCCCUAUUGCCUCAGUAGUGGACGUUUCCCUGGCCAGGAAUGGCGGAAUUACUUGCCCAGUUUCGGUACCCACCUUGAAUGGCCGCCCCAGGAGGCAGUGCUUUAUGUGCUCGGAAAGCGAUAUUGUGGCGGCCCUAGUGCCGUGUGGCCAUAACCUGUUCUGCAUGGAAUGUGCGAACCUGAUCGUGGAGAAACCCCAGUUGGAGCGGAGCUGUCCUGUCUGCCAACAAGCACCGACUCAGGCCAUCCGCAUCUUCUCCUAAACGGCAGGAUGUAUAAUAUAUAUAAACAUAGGUGAUUAUCAAUUCAAAAUCUUAUCCUACAUUCAGGAAUAUUGCUCUAUUAUCAUUUCAAGUUGUUCUCUAUAUUAUUAUAUAUAUUAAAUAUGGAAUAUAUAAUUAUAGACUUUUUCAUAGAAUGUUUUAAGAGAAAUCUCAUUGUGUAUAUCAAAGACAUCAUUUUCACCAUUAAUAUAUUAUUGUUUUUAUGAGAUUAUUAUUAUUAUAUUAUUAUUAUUAUUGUACUUGAAACAGUUUAUGAGUUAUAUGGACAUCAGUAUGUAUACAAACAUCUUUGUUUUCAUGUUGUGUACAUUGUACGUCUAUUAUUAUCAAGUCUAUUCCUUAAUAUAGCUGUGCAACAUUGUUUUUACUUUUUUUUUUAAGAUUUUUUUUAAUUUGACUAUUAUUAUAACAAAUAGAUCUUCAUAAAUGAUAUCCAUGCAAAGAAGUAUUAUUAAUAUUUGUAACAUAAAUUUAUCAGAGUAUUUUAUUCUUGGAAUUGAAUGUGCAUUUUUCCCAUUAUUAUGUAUACAGUGACUUGAUGACCGUAUCAAGCUGUGUUGUUUAAUUACAUGUUAAGACCAACGCCUAGCUGGUCUGAGCUUUAUUAUGUGUUGUGUCUGUGUACCGCUCAGCCACUGGGGGAUUCACAAUUUGUAAUCAGUAGUAAGCCUAUUAUGGGACAAACAUGGUAAUACAUCUUAUUGAUUCAUAGUCACCAUUAUAAUGAACUAUUAGGAAACAUUGUAUAAAAGUUAUCAACUCGAUAACCCUUACAUGUGAAAAUGUUUUGAUAAAAUAUUUCAUAUUAAUAAAUUGCAAAUAAGUUUAGAUUAAAAUUAAAUGGAUUUAGAUUUAAUUCACGGGGAUGUUGAAACCAUGACUAAUCAAAUGAUCUAUUAAUAGAUCAGGAUAAUAUCUUGGUAAAUGCUAGUGAAUGUGAAUGUUAACUGUGAGGGAUGGGUUGGUCUUGGGAUAAUAUUAUUUUCCAGUGGUUUGUUGAGCAAGGGGCGGGACUGGAUGUUGUGACCUGUAACUAAUGCCAAAGUAACACCUGAAGGGACCAUCGUAAUAGUAAUUUAUGUCCUAUAAUCCAUGUUAUAUAUAUUGCAUGUUCAACUAACUCAAUACAGAUAGCAGGACUAUGUCUGAAUCUUGAUGUAAACUGACCAAGAUAAGCUUGAAAUAUUUUUUUAACAGAUCCAUGAAUAUGUUUUAAUUUUCUAAAACUACCAGUGACAAACUCCUGCUCAAUGACUACAUGUAAAUUGGUAUGGUAAAAUAAAUGUUUCAGGAAUUUUUUUUCUUUAUUUGAAUAACUUGCAUAUGAUCUAGUUCAAUAGUGAUCCUCUGAUAUUGAUGUGUCAAGAGAAUGUUUCUUUGUUAGAAAUGGAAUUUUUUGUUGCCAUUAUUUCCCCCCACAACUGUUUGUUGUGUUGUCAAGGUUGAUAGUCCCAUUUAUUUCGCAUUUAUAUAAACAUGUAUGCAAAUAAUAUGCAUAUAUUUGCAUGCAUUACAUUGUGCUGGUGCACAUAAGAUUAUAUAUAUUAAUAAUAAUUAUAUAUUACUCACAAUAUUAGUGCAGUCGAAUCAAAUACAUUUGCAAGUUAUUUUUGCUACCAGUUUUGUGAAGGGAUGAGAAAUACAUGUCUUUGUUGCAAGGAAAUAUAAACUUAUAUUAUAUAUAUGUAUAUUUGCACUCAAAGAAAAGAUUUUUUUGCAAAACCAAUCAACGUUUCUGAAGUGAUUAGAACAAUACACCGAGGCGGAAGUAGCUCUACCAAUAUAUAUAUAGAAUGUCUUCCAAACCAGGUCAUCCAUAGAUCUGAUUUGUUAUUAUAAACCAUUCAUAACUUGUCUAGAUAAAAUGUUGUAAGUUUACUCGGUGGAAGUUAAGUCUGUUGAUUAUUUAAUGUCUAAAUUGGUCUAUAGAAAUCCAGUUUGAAUGAAAGUACCUUCUAUAAAUGUAAAAACCGAGGUCAUAGAUAGAAAUGAAACCAAGAUACAAAGAUACUAGAAAAUGAAAGUUGACAUGGAAACCUGGGGCAUAAUUUUUGACAGAAAUUUGGCACCUAUGCAAUCGUAAAUUCCAACUUAUAUAUUUGUAAAAUGUACUGGGCUCAUACCGUAUUUGUUUUCCAUUGAUUCUAAUUACACUCAUAUAUGUUAUUAGGUCUGGAAGAAUAUUCCUGUGUUUCUGGUAACAUGUAUGAAAAACUACCCAUAAUGUAAAAUUUGACAAAAAGUCUUUUUAAACUGAAAUAUAUCUUUUCCUAUGUUCAAUAUAAAGAAUUAAAAACAAUGAUAACAAAUUUAAAUUGGUUCCUUCGCCACUGUUACCAGAAACACAAGUGUAGUUAAGCUAGACCUUGUGGUUUAUCAUUUUCAACAAUAAAUUGAAGUUCAUUAGCUGUAGGCAGUAGUUUUUCCUGUAUAAUUUCCAUGAUCUUAUCUAGCAACAGCACAAUUUCUAUGCAACUUUAUCUUUUUUUUCAUUCAAAGAGUUCUAGUCGUAUAAGAAACAAAAAUUGUAUGUUUUGUUUUAAUUUCAUGAUAUGUACCCGAUCAAAUGUGUAUUGAUGCAUCGACUAUUUAAUUAUCCUUUUCCCAAAGAUUAUUUUAUUUGCAUAAUGUAUAUUUUGUCUUCACUUUUUGUAAAAAAGAAGGACAACAUAUAGGCAUUGCUUCCAAUAUGUUGACAUCAACAUUGGAUGUUAACUUUCGCAUUUAGUUUUGAUAUAUAAGCUGAAAUUAAAUUUGUGAUGUAUUGAAAAUGCACUGUAUAUGGCCAUGUGUAUCAGGGAAGAUGAUGUCCAACAUGGAAGUUGGUCACAGUGACCUGGAUUGAGGGUGUAUAGUGAUUGAGGUCAUGACAUGGUAUUGAAAUCACCUUGACCUUUAAAUUAUAAAUAGCCAAAUAUUGUACAAGUUGUCCAAAACAGUAGCUGUGAACAAGUUUUAAAGGCCAAUUAAAAACAAAGAUGUACCAAAUGUAAUGUUUAACAAAGAUCUGAUCAGAUGAUAUUUAAGAUCCUACCAUCUUUCAUUAAUUUGAUAUAGAUUUGGCAGAGUGACCUGUAGCUUGUAUGCACUGGGACUGAUUGAUGGUGUGUCAGCGUUGUGGCAUGGCCAGUUUACCGUGGAGUAUAUAUUAUGUAUUUUAUAAAGUUGUAGUACAUUGGUACUGUCAGAAGCCAGUAAUAAUCAUAGAUACCAAAAAUCUACAUUUUGUUUUAAACUUUUUGAAUUGGUAUACCUAUAAUGAUUGAUAGAAGGGAAGUUAUGACUUGGCAGUCGUUUUAUCUCUAGUAAUACUUGUGAAGCCUGUAUAUGCAAACAACUUUAAUUUUGUUUGUUUUGUUUACAUUAAUGAGAUUUGUUUUCCUUUUUUUUUAAUUAUGUUUUAUCCCACUGUCAAAAAGCAUUUUAUAGUCCACAAUGAAGGCUCUUUAUUUUACUCUACAGUAUAACGUAGUAGAAGUUCAAAACUUGAUCACCCAGAAAGGGUUCGUUGUGAUUGGUUAGGUUAUAAGUUGGAAUGACAUUAUGCCAAUAUUAUGUAUGCAAGUUGAUGAAAAAUUUUCCAGAAUGGAAAAGGUGCAGAUGUUGAUGCUUUCAAGACAAAAGUAUAUAUAAUUUGUAUAAAAUUGAAUCUUAUCAAUUUGAAAUAAUUUGUCGUACAUUUCAUAGUUUAGUAUUUUCUAUUUUAAUAUUAUUUACUGACAGUUCAGUGAGUGGCUGAGAGUGAGGGAGGUAGAGGUGUGGUAGGCAGGCUUGUCCUGCAGGGAGGGAGGAGCGUUCAGGUUAUAAAUACAGAGAUUUUUUAUUUUGAUGGUACUUCGAGAGAAGACCAAUAUACUAUUAUAUUUGGUGAGAAAUCGGAAAAGAAAUUUAUAAAUAUGUAAAAGUUUUAUUUUUCUGCAAUUAAAAUUCUACCUAUAAAUACAACAUUGUUUUUGUGA